Colletotrichum phormii is the source of this 1069-nucleotide messenger RNA. RefSeq lists its product as uncharacterized. NCBI's taxonomy places the organism in Eukaryota, Fungi, Ascomycota, Sordariomycetes, Glomerellales, Glomerellaceae. The transcript has a single exon. The record is from RefSeq and is a predicted model, not a curated record. The coding region runs from base 327 to 863 and encodes 178 amino acids.
UCCAAUGUUCGGAUCAAGGCCAUUGGAACUUGGCACGCUUGUGUGGACUUGUGGGAAAAGACGUAGACUUUGGGACGAGGCGUCCCGAGUCGGUGGUGCGCCUUGCAGUUUGCCCAACGUGAGCUUCGGCAGGCUCUCUCUCUCUCUCUCUCUCUUGGUCCACCACACACUCGCCCUGUCUCUGUAAACCUUCGCGAUGGUGUAGUGGAGAGCAAGUACAUUACACCCUCCUCGUGUACUUUACAUCCUUCCCUUGUACGAACAAGUACGGAUGGAAACCAAACAUUGGGGAGAGAGGAAAGAAAGUGCCUAAAUCAUUGGACGAAAUGUGUGCGAGAGUCAAGAACCGGUGUAAGCCGCCAUCUGCCGCCCUAUAUCGGAGCCCUAGAACCAACUUCCCCGGCGCCAUCUUCUGCUGUAACACACCGAAAGGCGUGCACGUUUCCCCUUGCCUAGGGGUUUGGUUGGUUCCUCUGGGUUCCUCUGGGUCCCUCUGGGCUACACUAAGAAAAAGAACCGCGCAGAUGCCCACAGGCUACAGCAGAUACAGCGUGUGUGAGAGAGAGAGAGAGAGAGAGAGAGAGAGGAGAGGGGUGAUGGAAGCUUUCCUCUCGUCCGUUCGUUCCCACACACCUUUCGUCAACCACAUGCCAGCAGACAAACACAACACCUCCAAUCAAGCUUACCUAGCCAAGAACGAGAGCCUCGUUCUUGUAACCCAGGCGCUUAAUAUGGCUUCCCAUCCCCCAGCCUGUUCGGGGCACUUCCUCUUCUUGCCACACUCUGGGCAAAACUCUCCCAAAAUAAAAACAAAACACAGCCUCUUUGGAAAUAAAGUGGCAUUCAUCAACAAGUCACCUUGACAUUGAAAACUGGUAUGGCACACUGGGAUAACAUCAGGAUCAAUACCCCAUUCACAUGGGCCGGGCAAUCGGCCGACGACCCCUUCAGCCAGCAACAAUGGGCAGCAGGCCACGAUGGCUCUUCUGCUCAGCCCAUCGGUCCCGCCGACCUUCUCAGUACCGACGCCCCUAGAAACGAUGAAUCCUUGAUCAAGUGAGUUGAACCC